AGCACCCAGUCGCUGCUGAUGUGCUUUAAGCUGCAAAUGGUAUCACAACUUGGUUUCCAGACUUCUGGAGUCCAAAUCAUAUCCUGUAACCAAGUGGACAGUAGGGUUUAAUUGGGACGAAAGAGUCAAAAUACUUGGACCCCCCCCUCCAGAUUCCUAAUCAUGAUUGCCCUACCCCCCACCAAUUUAGAAGGCAGGGGAAGAAAAUAAACAGAUAGUAAGGCAAUAAUGUUGGGAAAGGCUGAGAUAUGUAGUGUAUGAAACAAAGUAGGCUCCCAGCAAUCCCACAAAAAGCUUUGGAUUACCCCUGAUUAUGCACCCAGUUCUCCAGAGGAGUGUCCUCUGCCUGGUACCAAACCAUCACUUCUGGCCCAAUGCUGCUUUCUGUGGGUGCAAGCAAGAUGCUUUGCAACAAGUGGGCCUGCUGUGGUCAGAUUUGCCCACAUCCUUUGCAAGGUUUAUGGCUAAGCUUUCCCCCCUGCGAAAAGAUUCUGGAGAAUCUGGAUUAUGCCCCUUGUGCCACUAUCUGCAUUUUUUCCUGUUCUUGUACUGAAUUGCAGAAUACAAACCAUCCGUGAUCAUCAGAGGUGGCAGCCACAUUCCCUACCUGGCUGGACAGCAAUGCCCGAUGCAGGGAGAAGGUUAUGGAGCACCAGGUUCUGUGAAUAUUCACAGAAUAUUCUCCGAGAGACAAUCUGCUCUGCAUCACAGGAGUUAUAACACAGCUGUUUGUGACUGCAGUACUUGGUCCUGCCAGGGUCUGCAGAACUUGCUUUGACAAAUAAGCAGCCCUGGGGCAAAUCCUGUGGCUUCAGUGGGUAGGCAACACAUUCAACCUCUUUUUUCCAUCUGUAAAUUGGAAUUAACAAUGGACUACCUUGCAGAGGUGUUAGGUAGGCAAGCACAGGAAGGGUUGCAAAUUCCUUUGCAAAAUAAAUGUAUUGCCUAUAGUGCGAAAAUACACGUUCUCAAGCUGUGUCCACCAGUGGCAUCACUUCUCAACAUAAGUGAGAAUGGCCUGGAAGCCUUGCUUAUAAUCCUAGGUGGGAGGAACACUGCACAUGCUCAAGUGCUUCACAUGUUGCUGUCCUGAGAACUGGAUAGGUUCUGAAGUCAAAGGAAGGAACCUGGAUUAUGAAUGUUGUUCAAGGGAGGAUCGGUGUCCAUGGCAAACCAAAAGUGACUGACUCACUCACUCUCUUCCUCCCUCCCUCUCCUCUUGAUGUGGCUCAGCUUCCUGGCCUGACGGAGGAUAUUUCCUCCUCCCCUGCUGAGCUGGCAGCUAUGGAAACGUCAAGCCUUGCUCUCUCAGAACAGAACUUGGCAAAGAGGCCCUGCUCAGACUGGAAAGGUUUGCAGUGGUGGGAGCUUACAAGGAUUGUCCCCCACCCCUAUUGCUCUGCUUUCCAACUUUGGCCAAGGGGAUUGGCAAGAUAAGCAACCUGCUGGUACCCACAGGCCAGAGGGACAUGAGCUCGGGGACAGUGGCAGUGGCCCCUGUGGCUAAGAACGUGAUGGUGUAUCGCAACGGGGACCCUUUCUUCCACGGCAGGAAGUUUGUGGUGAGCCACCGGCGGUUCCUGACCUUUGAGGCCUUUUUGAACGAGGUGACCAGCACAAUCCAUGCCCCCGCGGCCAUCAGAAGCAUCUAUACCCCCCGGCACGGUCAUCGGGUCUCCGACCUGGGCGAGCUGCAGAAUGGGUGCCAGUACGUUGCGGGAGGCUUUGAGAGAUUCAAGAGAAUGGACUAUCUAAACCCUGGAAUGAGGCAGCUCAAUGGGAACCAGAAGAAAGACAGAGUGCAGAGCUACCCAGUUAUUCCCCAGAAGAUGCCUGUUUCGACACAUUGGAAGAAGCAGGUGAACUUGCCCUGCAUUAUACAUGACUGGCAGUGGUUCUCCAGAGUUUCAGGCCAGGUUCUCUCCCAGCCAUACCAGGAGCUGCCACUGGUGUUUCAACUGGGACCUUCCAUAUGCAACCCUGCCACAGAGCCAUGCCCCUUCCAAGAGGAAUGGAGAGCUUACACACACAGGCUCUGCAAGCUCAAUGGCGAUGCCGUCUCCACUGGUGAAGAUCUGGUGAGCGGCAACUACUACGUGGCGGUGGGCCUGGAGAAGUACAAAGACCUGCCCUACUUUGAAUUGCUGGUGCCCCCAAAGAUAACACACCAGCCAAUUCGGGACCACUCAAAUAGCAGAAGAAUGAGCCAAAAUCGAGGGUUACCGGUAGCUAAGCUCCACCUGGCUCCGCAAGAGGGGUCCAGUGACUCAGCACUCCUUGAACCGCCACAACAGAUGAACCUUCGGAGAGUGCAGUCCACAGGGAUUGUGCAGAAGGAAAGCAGCUGGAAUCUUUCCGCAGUGACGCAGCGCAAGAAAGGCAGGAAGCACCCGCGCAUGGAGAAGGCAGACUCCAUCUUCCACGCCAAGCCAGGCCAGGCCAGGCAUAUCAGGAGGAACUCAAACCAGAAUUCUGACCAAGAUGAAGGAAGUGUUUACAAAAUAAAAGGUGCAAGGGAAGAGAUACAGGAUGCCCAGGAAAUCAGAGAUGAUGAAAACACGCAAGUGGAAUUGCCCCUUGACCAGAAAGCUGCAGAGACUGUAGAAGAGGAAUUUGUGCCCCAAAGUGAAGCUUUGCAACGCAGGAAGGUUGAGAAUACUGACAAACUACAGAAGGCCCACACAAUCCAGUGUUCUGCUGGUGACUCACAGGAAGAAGUGACAAGAAAGCCUCCUUUCCAUCCGGCUUGAAGAAACUUUGUUUCACCUGAGAAAAGACUGUG
Molecule: messenger RNA, 2782 nt
Organism: Zootoca vivipara (common lizard)
Lineage: Eukaryota; Metazoa; Chordata; Lepidosauria; Squamata; Lacertidae
Source: RefSeq, a predicted model, not a curated record